AUGGCCAUUGUGCAGAUCGUGGCCAUGAUGCAAUUCCUGAGCAGCAACGACUUCACCAAGUACAAGGUGACCCUGGCAAAAUGGCGCCUCAUGUCCAAUAUCCAGACCAACAGUGCGCCAAAUGGCUCCAGUAUGAACAGUAAGGACCCCUUUCUGCAGAAGCUGAUCUGCGCCUGGUGCCAUCUCACCACCCUGGGGACGCGAAAGACUCGUGGUGACGACGUCGAGACGCGGCUUGAGACCAACCAUGUAAAGGACAAGACGCAUUUCGAUGACCUGGAGAAGGCAGCCAUUCUCAAAUGGACCAAUAACACUGUUUCAUGUAAUAUCGAAAAGGGCGACGUGCCCUCGGCUGCCUCAACCCGCAGUGGACAUCCUCAGGCUCCGGACCCGUGCAGCCCUUUGUAA
This is a messenger RNA of Aspergillus tanneri, 408 nucleotides long. RefSeq lists its product as uncharacterized. NCBI's taxonomy places the organism in Eukaryota, Fungi, Ascomycota, Eurotiomycetes, Eurotiales, Aspergillaceae. The transcript is spliced from 2 exons. The coding region runs from base 1 to 408 and encodes 135 amino acids. The record is from RefSeq and is a predicted model, not a curated record.